This is a messenger RNA of Sphaerodactylus townsendi, 1982 nucleotides long. It is a transcript of the gene RNASEH2A, whose product is annotated as ribonuclease H2 subunit A. Lineage: Eukaryota; Metazoa; Chordata; Lepidosauria; Squamata; Sphaerodactylidae. Gene Ontology annotation, molecular function: RNA-DNA hybrid ribonuclease activity; RNA binding. Gene Ontology annotation, cellular component: ribonuclease H2 complex. The record is from RefSeq and is a predicted model, not a curated record. Gene Ontology annotation, biological process: mismatch repair; DNA replication, removal of RNA primer. The transcript is spliced from 8 exons. Bases 445 to 1347 code for a protein of 300 amino acids.
UGUAUCUGCAUGCCAUGGAGGGGAAAUACUCCUGUUUGAUUUUAAAGACAGGGGAACUUUGCUAAGGACAACUUCACUUGAAAACACGAUUCUUAUGUUCACGGUUGGCACGAAUAACCACCAUUAAACUACAUCCUCCGACGCGCUUUAUGCUAUAGUUAUAAACUCAUCCGUAGCAUCUCCAGUUAAAAUGAUCCCCAACCGGUAACUAUGCUUCCAAUGUUCUCUCCCAGUGCUUUUCAUAAGUUCGGAAUAGAAACAGGACUAUUUUAUCCUUGACGGAAUCUCCAGCAACAUUUUUACUCCGAUUGGAAUGCAAGUGCUCAUCAGGGUUCUAACCCUUAUCUUAACGUCAAACUACAUUUCCCAGAAGGCUGUGCAUUCAAGACUCUGCACUUAUUUCCUGUUUUAGGUUUCUCCGGCGCUCUCAGGGCGCGCGCGAAGAUGGACCUGGACGCCUUCGAGCGGGACAAUUCGGUGAACUGUUUGGUGGACUCCACGGUUCCUCCCGCUUGCCGAACUGAGCCCUGCAGCCUCGGCAUUGAUGAGGCAGGCCGGGGCCCGGUGUUGGGUCCCAUGGUCUAUGGAAUAUGUUUCUGUCCUGUGGCCCGGCAAGGGGAUCUAGAGACCCUGAAAGUAGCAGAUUCCAAGACCCUGACAGAGGCUCAGCGGGAGCAGCUCUUUGAGCAACUGAAUGCAGCCAAGGAUUUUGUAGGGUGGGCCCUGCGUAUCCUGUCCCCCAACUUCAUCUCAACUAGCAUGCAGCAGCGAGUGAAGUACAACCUGAACGCACUGUCACAUGACACAGCCAUUGGCCUGAUCCAGCAUGCAUUGGACUCAGGGGUACAGGUUGCAGAGGUCUUUGUGGAUACAGUGGGGCCAGCAGAAAAAUACCAAGAAAAGCUAAAACGCCAGUUCCCAGGACUGGAGGUCACUGUGAGGGCCAAAGCAGAUUCCCUCUUCCCCAUUGUCAGUGCAGCCAGCAUCUGUGCCAAGGUGGCCAGAGACAGAGCUGUAAAAAACUGGAAAUUUGUGGAAGAACUGGAAGAUGUUGCACUGGAUUAUGGCUCUGGCUAUCCCAAUGAUCCCAAGACUAAAGAGUGGCUUACACAAAGUCUGGACCCUGUCUUUGGUUUCCCACAAUUUGUACGAUUUAGCUGGAGUACCGCUCAGACCAUCCUGGAGAACAAAGCUGUGCCUGUUCACUGGGAUGAUAGUGAAGACAACCCAUCUCAGAAAAGUGCACAGUCUUUGCUGAGCUUCUUUGCCCGGAAAGAUGCUCCAGCCAAGCGCCCUCUCCAUCGCUUCUUCCAUGAACGCAAGCUAGAGACGGUGACUAGCCUCUAAGGGAGAGCAGGCCCUUCCCUUCUUGCUAAAAUCUGCUAUGCAGAUGCAAAGUACUGUUAUUUGUGAAGCGUGAUGUGUUUGACUUCACAAGAAACUUUUCUGAUUAGCUGCUUUUUCUGUUAUAACUGCUUUGAGAGACGAUUGAGGGUGGCAACUUGAGAGCACGGGCAUCAUCAACAAGGGGCAGAACCUUAUACUGAACAUUUGGAUUUCUAUAUUUUUUUACUCAGUUUUAGUGAAUAAAUUUUUAAAUGCAUGUUUGCAGCAUUAGCUUAUGUAAAUUGACUAGUGGUGAAUAAGAAAAUCAGACCAGAAAGAGACUGAGGUGCUUCAGUGUCUGAGAUGCCUGUAAAUGAAGGAAUGCUUUUUAAAAAUCAGCUUUGAAAACUCACAGCAAUUGCAUCAAAUUUUGUAAAGCAAACUCCACCCAAGGCUUCUGCUUGAGGGGAGAAAGUUGUUUUCUACUCCAGAAAAGCAGCCACACUGAACCAGAGGGUAGAAAAGGAGAUCCUUAUGCUUCUGCAGGGGUAGAGUGGCUUCUGGUCUGUGUGGGUGGGUAUCUGAGGCAGAAGUACUAGUAUCUGUAAUGAACAUGUAAGUGAAACCACUAUCAAUAAAGCCGCCUUACAUGAGAA